Molecule: messenger RNA, 1477 nt
Organism: Magallana angulata
Lineage: Eukaryota; Metazoa; Mollusca; Bivalvia; Ostreida; Ostreidae
Product: putative 2'-deoxynucleoside 5'-phosphate N-hydrolase 1
Exons: 4
Coding region: 17-445 (142 amino acids)
Biological process (GO): deoxyribonucleoside monophosphate catabolic process
Cellular component (GO): nucleus
Molecular function (GO): 5-hydroxymethyl-dUMP N-hydrolase activity
Source: RefSeq, a predicted model, not a curated record
AGUAACAGUGACAACCAUGACUGAAAAACAUACAAUCUACUUCGCCGGGAGAAUCACUGGAGGAAGAAAGUAUACUGAUUUAUAUCAACGAAUUGUUGAAAAGUUAAAGACAUACGGCAACGUUUUGACAGAACAUGUGGCAAACCCAACAGUUGAAGCCGAUGAAGACAACGCGGGAUUAACUGACGUUUUUAUACAUGAUAGGGACAUGGACUGGCUAUAUGAAUGUGACGUCAUUGUUGCUGAAGUAACACAGAAGUCUUUAGGAGUGGGAUACGAGAUUGGAAGAGCGGUUGCUCUCAACAAACUUGUCAUUUGUCUUUUCCGUUCUGAUUCUGAAGAAAGGUUAUCACCGAUGGUAGCAGGAGCUGUUGGAGAAAAAUUCUUCGUAUACAACUAUAAAGAAGAUCAAUUGCCUGAAAUUUUCGCAAAUCAUUUGAAAUGAGCUAUUUACAUCUUAAAAUAUACGAAAAAAACUCUUUGAAAUUGCUUUAUAGUUUUUUUCUUAUAAAAUAAAUACAGAGUUUUAAGUUUUUGUUUAAAUGAACAUGUGAAGUUAUUCACUGUUUUUAGAAAACUGGAGUUUUCCUUGUGACAAAACAUAUCUCUCUUUGUUCAAUUUCGAACGUUUCGGAAUGAACAAUUUCCACUUCUCAAAAACCGCUGAGCAAAACAUGAUGUGGUAAUCUUUUAUAGUUUUAUGAACAAGUUUUGUAAAGGUUAUAAUAAUUCAUUGUUUAAUUUUAAAUUUGAUUGUUUCAAGUGGAUGCAAUGGAUAAAAUUGUAUAAUAUAAGUUUGUUUUUCAUUGUUUAAUCAGGAUGUAAAUUACUAGUAGUUCUCAGUAAGUGGGAACUGCGAAAUCUCCGAAGAUUGAGCCACUCUCAACUCAUAUGUUCCACAAUUUAUAAACUUUGUAGAGAGGGAAGGAAACUUUUUUUUAACGAAUCACUCCGAAAUUGAAUUUUAAUUGUUGGCAGACAGAUUUAGGUCUGUGUAUACAUGUAGAAAUAAACAAAGGAAGUAUGAUUGAUUAUAUUAUUGUACAUGUACAUAUGUACAUUUAACGACCUUGGAGUCAAUGUAUGUGUUGUUUUUAUUGUACUAUUAUGUACUAUGUUAUUCUUUUUGCUAUACUUAUGCAUCAUAUAUUUUUUGUGGACAUCAAAUUAACUAGAUUUAUCGAAACUUUAAAUUUUUGAAUGUUACGUUUAAUUUAGACCUUAGGCUAGUUAUCAUACCAACACUUAGAAAUUGAAGAAGUUUUUCUGGGACAUUGCAACAAAACCACUGAUAUUCUGAUGUUUUACAUUUUUUGGAUGAAACCCCGAUAUAUGGAAAUUUAAUUUAACAAAUAUUUUAUUAUGCAAAUAAAUACAUAAUAGGAUUGGACAUUAGGCUAUGCCUAUUUUAGUUCUCCCCUCAAGGAUCAAAGUUACGACUUAUAUUUCAGUAACAUUUGAAUUAAAUUUUUGAAAG